AUGCCAAGUUUCACGCCCUCCGAGCCCAUUGCAGUUGUUGGCAGUGGGUGUCGCUUUCCAGGAGGAGUCAAUGGAGCUUCAAAGCUCUGGGAGUUACUUGUCGAACCCCAAGACCUGCUACAGGAAGUGCCCAAAGAGCGCUUUGAUAGCGGAAACUUCUACCACCCCGACGGAUCACAUCAUGGGAGCAGCAGUACCCAAAGUUCCUACUUCUUGUCCGAAGAUAUUACCAAGUUCGAUGCUCGGUUCUUUAGCAUCAAGCCCAUCGAAGCAGACGCCAUGGAUCCGCAGCAGCGGCUCCUCCUCGAAACCGUGUAUGAGUCCCUGGAACAUGCAGGCAUCUCCAUCAGCCACCUGCGAGGUUCCAACACCGCUGUCUAUGUUGGACUGAUGUGCGGGGACUACGAAACGCUUCUUUUGCGAGAUCUGGACCAAAUUCCGCAAUACCAUGCUACGGGUAUUGCUCGCAGUCUGAUCUCUAACCGGAUCUCAUACUUUUUCGACUGGCACGGACCAUCCAUGACCAUCGACACGGCGUGCUCGUCAAGCCUUGUGGCUGUUCAUCAGGCGGUGCAGGUAUUGCGAAGCGGUUCUUCUCGUGUGGCCGUUGCAGCAGGUUCGAACUUGAUUUUGGGCCCGGAGAAUUAUAUCAGCGAGAGCAAACUGAAUAUGCUGUCACCUGAUGGACGAUCCCGGAUGUGGGAUGCAAAGGCAAAUGGCUACGCGCGCGGAGAAGGUAUCGCAUCUGUUGUGUUAAAAACCCUCAGCGCAGCGUUAGAGGAUGGCGACGAGAUCGAAUGUAUCAUUCGCGAAACUGGCGUGAACCAGGAUGGCCAGACCAACGGUAUCACUCUGCCCAGUGCCACGGCGCAGGUCGACCUCAUUCGUGACACUUACGAGAGGGCUGGGCUGGAUCCGUUGGACCCCGCAGGCCGCUGUCAAUUCUUCGAAGCUCACGGCACAGGGACUCCGGCUGGUGAUCCCCUUGAGGCCCGGGCGAUCAGUACCGCUUUCUUCCCAAAGACACAAACUGGAGAGAAUGAGCAGGAACUUCUUGUUGGAUCCAUCAAAACAGUGAUCGGUCACACCGAAGGCACAGCGGGCCUUGCUGGAUUGUUGAAGGCGUCCUUGGCAGUCCAGCACGGGAUUGUCCCUGCCAAUUUGCUCUUUGACGAACUCAGCUCCACCGUGGAACCGUUUUAUGAAAAUCUGCGCAUUCCAACUCAGGGAACUCCCUGGCCUACCCUGCCAAAGAAUGUACCUCGUCGAGUUAGUGUCAACAGCUUCGGGUUUGGCGGUACCAAUGCCCAUGCAAUCAUCGAGAAUCAUGUACCUGCCCAUUCAGUCAAGAAAGCCGAUCCCGCCUCCACUGUUAUUCCAUUUGUUUUCUCUGGAAGUUCCAAUGCGUCUCUCGUGUCUCUUUUGAAUUUGUACGCAUCGUUUCUUCAGAAUACUCCAACCAUCAACCCGCAAGACUUGGCCUGGUCUCUCCACGCGCGAAGAACCCAGCUUCCCUUCAAGCUUGCAAUUUCAGCCAGAGACACCGACAGUCUGCAAAGAAAGCUCCAAGAAACGAUCAAGGCUAGUGGUACAAGUUCGGAAGCGACGGUCGGCGUUCGCACAGCUGGAUUAUCCUCUCAUGGGCGGCGUAUUUUGGGAGUAUUCACAGGCCAGGGCGCUCAAUGGCCCGGUAUGGGUAAACAUCUCAUCGAACUGUCAGGCUUCUGCAGAGAUUUUCUUUCCACACUGGAGGGAAGUCUGAAUGAUCUCCCUGAAUUUGAACGGCCUAGUUGGUCGCUGGUUGGCGAAAUGUUGGCCCCCGAUGAAACUAGCCGAGUCCGCGAAGCAUCUAUCUCACAGCCCUUAUGCACGGCAGUGCAGCUACUUUUGGUAGAACUGCUCCGCAGCGCUGGCAUUUGGUUCACAGCUGUUGUCGGACACUCAUCUGGUGAGAUCACCGCAGCCUAUGCUGCAGGAUUCAUCUCAGCGACAGACGCCAUUCGUAUUGCCUAUUUCCGUGGGUUUCAUGCGUCCAAGGCGCAAGGUGAAAACGGGGAGAAAGGUGGCAUGCUCGCCGUCGGUACCUCGAUGGAAGACGCUUAUGAGCUAUGUGACCUCCCGGACUUCCAAGGCCUGAUCAAGAUCGCUGCUUGCAACUCCUCCUCGAGUGUCACACUGUCCGGUAACGAAGAGACGCUGGCUCAGGUGCAAGUAGUGCUAGAGGAUGAGCAGAAAUUUGUCCGGCGUCUGUUGGUAGACAAGGCCUACCACUCGCACCACAUGGUCCCUUGUUCGGCAGGGUAUCUUGAAUCUAUUGAACGCUGCAAGAUCACUGUUCACGAUCAAGUGGACAAUUCUUGCUCAUGGUAUUCCAGUGUGUAUUCUGGCCAAUUAAUGCAGCCUAGCCAUGAGCUGGGUAGCCGUUACUGGGUUGAGAAUAUGGUACGACCUGUUCUAUUUUCGCAGGCCAUCGAAUCCGCCGUCUCAGCCAUGGAAACAUUCGACAUCGCAGUGGAGGUAGGACCUCAUCCUGCUCUUAAAGGACCUGCAUCCCAGACUCUUGUAGAGUCCGGGUUGCAGAUUCCCUACACCGGGACACUGCGCCGUGGGCAAAACGACAUCGAGGGCAUGGCAGAUGCACUCGGUCAAUUGUGGAUCUCUGUCCCUGGGGCUACAGCGCUACAAUCUUACGAAGAGUGCCUACAAGGCAAAUUAACUCAUCAGUUCGUCAAAGGAUUGCCAAGUUACCCUUGGAUGCAUGAUCGUUCUUACUGGCACGAGUCCCGGAUCUCCAGGGCUCUACGAACACGGAAGCGGGUCGAACACGAACUACUUGGCCGCCAGAGUGUCCAUGGAACCACACGCCAAGUCCAAUGGUGCAAUAUAUUGCGGGCCCUGGAUAUUCCGUGGGUCAGUGAACAUCAGCUUCAGGGCCAAUCCGUCUUUCCUGCGGCUGGAUACAUUGUCCUUGCAGUUGAGGCGGCUCGAACCAUCACCGAGGGAAAACCCAUACGGUUGAUCGAAGUGCAGGAUUUCAUAAUUCGGCAAGCCCUGACCUUUGCCACUGAUAGCACCGAAGUCGAGACUAUGUUCUCCUUGGCCGACGUUCAACGGAAUGAACACCAAAUCGACGCCUCGUGGGAAUAUCACGCCGCCUGGGGUAAUAAUCGCGAGGAUAUGGUGCUGUUGGCUGAGGGUCGGGUUACCGUCACUCUUGGAGAGAGCCAAGAUGCAAUACUUCCUACAAAGCCAGGUGAUGUUCCCAACCUCAACUCUCUCGAUUCGGACCGUUUCUACUCCACCAUGGCGGAUAUUGGAUAUGGCUACUCUGGACCUUUCCGAGCUCUGUCCUCGCUGCGACGCAGUUUAGGAGCUGCUCGUGGACAUGUAGCAAAUGCCCAGACCGGGGAGCACAAGGGCCCGUACUUGGUGCAUCCCGCUUCCCUUGACGCUGCGUUCCAAUCUAUCAUCCUGGCCUUCUGUCUCCCCGAUGAUGGGCGCCUUUGGUCCCUUCAUGUGCCCCUUCGCAUGAAAAGAAUGCGGAUUAAUCCGCAUCUGUUUGCCACACAAUCGCCAAAUAACACACAAAUGGAGUUCGCCUCAGCUCUCACCGAUAACGAGGAUUCUACCAUUAUCGGUGAUGUUGAUCUCUCGUUUCCUGGGAUUGAAAACGUUGCGCUCCAGGUUGAAGGACUGCAGUGUGUGCCAUUUUUCCCCGUCACCCCAGCAGACGACACUCCGAUGUUUACUACCGUUGAGUGGGUAGAGGCGGCUCCUAAUGCAGAAAUUGUUACCUUUGACGGACAGCAUACAGAGGAGGAACUAGACAUCGCCAUCAUUGCGGAGCGGCUGUCUCUCUACUAUAUCCGUCUCUGGAAUAAGGAGAUCCCUGCCAGCCACCUCGCUCGAACAGAGGGCCCAUACAAGGGUAUGUUCAAUUUUGGAGACACUGUUUUGUCUCGCGUCCGCGCAGGAGAGCACCCUUACGCAAAGAAGGAGUGGCUGAAUGACACACCGGAAAUCAUCUCGAAAGUCAGUGCAAAAUAUCCAGACAGUCUGGAUCUACAGAUGAUUCAUGCUACUGGGCAAAACUUUGCCGCAGCGAUUCGUUCUGAAACCACGAUCCUUAACCAUUUGAAGAAAGACAAUUUAUUGGAUCGAUACUACGAGGACGGGCUUGCCUUUCCAACUUACACCAAGUACCUCGCUCGAGUCGUGUCUCAGGUAGCCCAUGCGUAUCCACACUUGGAUAUUCUUGAGAUUGGUGCUGGUACUGGCGGUGCAACCAAAGGCAUCCUCAAGCAGAUCUCUGGUAAAUUCGAUUCAUAUACCUUCACCGACAUUUCCUCUGGAUUCUUCGAUACGGCUAAAGAACGAUUCACUAGCCAUGCGGAUAAGAUGGUCUUCAAGGUCCUGGAUAUCGCAAACGACCCAAUUCAGCAGGGAUACAAGCCGCAAACUUAUGACUUGGUUAUUGCAUCCUUUGUCCUUCAUGCGACAGUCAACCUCGAAAAGACAAUGAACAAUGCUCGUCGUCUGCUGAAACCCGGAGGAUAUCUGCUGCUUCUGGAAAUGACCAAUAAUGACCCCAUCCGCACCGGUGCCAUUUUUGGUACCCUUCCUGGUUGGUGGCUUGGGAUGGACGACGGUCGUGUUCUGUCUCCUUGCAUUACUGCUGCUGAAUGGGAUUCGCUGUUGUGGCAAACAGGAUUUGCUGGAAUCGACACUUUAACACCUGACCUUAAUCCUCUCCCAUUCCCUUGUUCGCUCAUUGCCGCCCAGGCCGUCGACGAUCGGGUGAGCUUCCUUCGUCAACCACUGGCUACGCCAGCCGCUCUGCUCCCUACUGGUCUCCCAAUGGCAGAGCUUGUUAUUGUCGGUGGCCAGUCGACCAAGGCAUCUCGUCUUGUUGGCGAGCUUCGGAUGCUACUACGUUACUACUGUGACAAAGUGACAUGGGUUAAGGAUGUCUCAAAAAUCAACAAUAAUACUAUCUCGUCUUCCAGCGUGGUCCUGUCUCUGACCGACUUUGACGGCCCGGUGUUUAAGUCACUCACACCAGACGGGUUCGAAGGUCUAAAGACGCUGUUUGGUGAGGCUGGCAGGGUGCUUUGGAUUACACACAACUCACGACUUGAGCCGUGGACGAAUAUGCUUGUUGGGUUUGGACGGACCCAGCUCUGGGAGAAUCCGCGGCUGACGCUGCAGUUGAUUGAUAUCCCCACCCUAAAUGAGUGCAAUGGUCAAUUCCUAGUUGAGAAUCUCCUUCGGUUUGCUGUCGUCAGUCUCUGGUCUGAGAAUGAAAGCAACACCGAUGUCUUCUGGCCCUUGGAGCCUGAAUUGGUCUUUGAGAGUGGGAAGAGACUAGUACCGCGCAUGGUCUUGGACCAGAGCCGCAAUGACCGGUAUAAUGCAUCCAGAAGAGAUAUUCAUAAUAUUGUUGACUUGCAGGAGCAGCCAGUUGUCAUUGGGAAAUCAGGAAUUGACUCCUCGAACGUUCUUCGAGAAGCACACCUGCCCACCGUCCGUGGGACAAGCCAGGGGAUCACGGUCAGCGUUACGCAUUCAACAUUACUUCCCUUCAGGAUUAACUACAUGACUUAUUACCUCGUACUGGGUAGCAUCUAUGGCACUGCUCGCUCGGUUGUCGGGCUGGCGAUGGCGAACGGUUCCGCGUCAAGAGUUGACGAAGGCCUUUACCUUCCUUGUGAUGUCCCUAGAGGAAACGAAAGCUCCCUGCUCUCAGUUUUGGAAAGCCACCUAAUCGCUAUAAGUAUCUUGUCAAGCCACGAUCCAGGGGAAAAUCUCGUGGUGCAUGAGCCAACCCCGAUGCUGGCAGCAGUGCUCUCUCGCUACGCAACCGCUGGUGGAAAGUCGGUGGUAUACACAUCACGGAGUCGACAGGAAGAUACAUCCAUCCGAUACAUCCACAAUCUUUUGUCUACCCGCGAAAUCACGGAGCGCCUUCCAAAGGGCCCUUCCCUUUUGAUCAACUUGACAGAAAAUUCCUCAGUAUUCCCUUCCAUUCCACAUGAUUACCGGCACGAGGGCCUUUACUCGAUUCUCCAGAAGGGCAUAUUGUUGCCAAACCCACUACUAAGCCAGGUGUCUAGCGUACCGGAUAUACUGUCUGCUGCCGUAACGGAAUCAAAAGACGGGGCAUACACUACAGAGGGACUGGAAGUCAUUUCCCCUGCGGACGUGUGGUCGCGCGACCCUAACCGCCUUCGGGCGGUCGUUGACUGGACUUGCACAAACAUCGUAUCCGUGACUGUCGAUCCUAUAGACACCCUCAUAAAGUUUGAUACCGACAAGACCUAUUGGCUUUGCGGACUUUCUGGAUCUCUCGGUGUCUCUCUGUGCCAGUGGAUGAUCCGACGCGGCGCAAGGUACAUCGUCCUGUCGAGCAGACGGCCCCAGGUUAGCGAUGAGUGGCUUCGGAGUAUGAAAGAACUGGGAGCAACAGUCAGAGUGAUUCCUUGUGAUGUUACGAGCCGGAUUGACGUUGAAGAGGUUUACAAUACGGUUAAGAACAGCCUCCCUUCAAUUGCUGGGGUGGCUCAAGGAGCCAUGGUUUUGGAAGAUACGACCACCAGGGAGAUGACCUUUGAAACAUUCAUGAAGGUCGUUCGACCAAAAGUGGAGGGCGCGAUCAACCUGCAGGCUGUGCUCUCAAACGUGGACCUCGAUUUCUUUGUCUUCUUCUCUUCAACUACUGGAGUCAUCGGCAACUUUGGUCAAUCCAAUUAUACCGCAGCCAACGAAUUCCUGGCUAGUCUGGCUGCUCAGCGCCACUCAGCUGGCCUGGCCGCCUCCGUUAUUAACAUUGGUCCAGUUCUGGGCGUGGGAUACGUCGCCCGGGAGGCAAGCCAGGCCGUACAGGAUGAUCUCCGUCGCAGCGGUUUUAUGUUUGUCUCAGAGAGAGAUGUCCAUCAGCAAUUUGCAGAGGGACUUCGGCCGGUCAACGGAGAAGCAACACAUAAGCCUAUUUGGUUUGAGAAUCCCAAGUUCGGUCAUCUAGUGAACCGAGAGUCCUCGUCAACCGUAGCCACGGAUGGUGCUAAGUCCGAAUUGUCUGUCAAAGGACGCCUGGCGAAGGCUAGCGGAACUGAAGAGGCACGGUCGAUUAUUCUGGAAAGCUUGGUCCAGAAACUUGAGACUUUGCUCCAGCUGGAAGUGACCGAGUCUGGGGGUCUCGAAGCAGUUGCUUCACUGCGCACCGAUGAAAUCGGUGUUGAUUCUCUCGUUGCCGUCGAAAUUCGCUCAUGGCUGCUAAAGAACCUACAAGUCAAUGUGCCAGUUUUACAGAUCCUCAGUGGAAUCACCAUUGGAGAUAUCGUGAGCCAUACACUUCAAGAUCUCCCCGAGGAGCUGAUCGCGAACGUGUCGAACCCCUCCCCGGCAGAAGGCACGCCCAGUGAAACUUCUGAAGGACAAAGCCAUUCCAUGCCAGAGUCCAUUCCCGCGCUGGAGACUGCGUCUGCACAUGCUGAGUCCUCGUCCGGUGCCUCCGCUAUAACAUCCCCCGAGCCAGAACCGGCGGCAAUAAUGAUCAAGAAGCGUCAAAUCGUAAGGGAAGAACCUCUUUCCUUUUCCCAGUCCAUGUUUUGGUUCGUGAAAAAUUAUAUCCAUGAUCCGACCACUUUGAACCAUACCGGGGUCUUUCAUCUGACCGGCGACUUACGAGUUCAUGAUGUAGAACGAGCCGUUGCGAUAGUCACUCAACGCCAUGAAUCUCUGAGAUCGGGCUUUUACAUGAAUUCGAGCCAGGAUAUUGUCCAGGGAGUCAUGGAGACCUCAAUCAUUGGGCUGGAGAAGAAGAGCAUUAAUCAGGUCUCCGACUUGUGGGAGGAGUUUAAACGCCUGAAGGCACACGUCUAUCGAAUUGAGGACGGCGAAACCAUGCGUGUCCUGUUGCUUUUUAAUAUCUUGACCAGGGAAAACUACUUGAUGAUUGGAUGUCAUCAUAUCAGUUUCGAUGGUGUCAGCCAACAAGUCUUGAUGUGUGAUUUAGAGAAAGCAUACAAUGGUCAGCAACUUGGGCCAGAGCCUCUUCAAUUCCCAGACUAUGCAAAGAGUCAACGACACGACCAAAUGUCCAACAAAUGGGCUGCCCAGAUUACAUUCUGGAAGCAGAUAUUCCCGGAAAGCCCUCCGGCUCUGCCAUUACUUCCCCUGACUGAGCUCACAACGAGACCGCCAAUAGACAAUUACAACGUCCAUGCAGUCUCGGUACGUCUCGAGCUCCCCUUUUGUAAGACCAUCCGAUCUGUGUGCCGCAAAUAUAGCUCGACUCCAUUCCAAUUUUACAUGGCUGCAUUCACGGCCCUUCUCCAUCGCUACACGGGGUCGGACACCAUUUGCCUUGGGAUUGCAGAUGCAAAUAGAAACGAUGAUGGUGCGAUGGAGAGCAUCGGUCCGUUCCUCAAUUUGCUUCCAUUGAUUUUCCACAUCAGUCCUCAGCAGAAAUUCUAUGAGCUACUGAGAGAGACACGCAGCAAAGCAUACUUGGCAUUGGCUAACGGAGCUGUGCCAUUCGAGGUCCUACUUCAAGAACUUGGUGUUUCAAGAGAUGCAACUUACAGCCCACUAUUCCAAGCUUUCAUUGACUAUCGCCAGGGGGCCCGUGAAAGACAGGCCUUCGGAAAUUGUCAGAUGGAGUUGUUGCGCUUUGAGCCCGGGAAAGCUGCAUACGAUAUAAGCUUGGAUAUAAUUGACAAUCCCGGCGGCGACUGCCUGAUAACGCUCUACGUCCGAGAGAGUCUGUACAGCCGUCACGCGGCCGAGGUCUUGACUAACAGCUAUGUCGAGAUUCUUACGGCCUUUUCCAGCCAGCCAGAUAGCACUUUAAACCAGCCCAGGCUCUUCAAGAAAGUGGACAUUGAAAGAGCCAUUGGAAUUGGAACUGGGCCGAUUAUCCCUUCCAGUUGGAGCUCAACCCUGGCGCAUCGUGUAUGGGAGAUUGUUGGGAAAUUUUCCGGGGACCUUGCUGUGAAGGAUGGCAGAGGCACAGUUCUUACAUAUGACGAUAUGGGACAACGUGUGAUGUCGAUCGUUUCUGCACUUCUGGAUGCUGGAAUUGACAAAGGACAGCGGGUCGCUGUAUAUCACGAGCCCACUGCUGAUAUUGUGUGUUGCUUGCUCGCCGUGCUACACAUCGGAACUAUUUAUGUUCCCCUCGAUCGCAGUAUGCCCACGUCUCGACUGGCUGCCAUCGUCUCUAAUCUGGAUCUGAAAGCCAUUUUGGUAGACAAGGAAUCUGUCGAAGAUGUCUCCAGUUUUAAUACUCGUGAUGUACCACUGGUCAUCGACACAUCGCAGAUUACUUCAACCAACAACACUUGGCAUCCCAUUGCUGCAUCUCGCGAUUGCGUGGCGGCGAUUCUACAUACGAGUGGCUCAACAGGAGUACCCAAGGGGAUCAUGCUGACGCAUCGCAAUCUUUUGAAUGAAGUCGAGUGCUCCUCACGGGUGUAUGAAUUUGAACGAGAGACCGUUUUACUACACAGCGCACUAGGAUUCGACAUGUCGCUGACGCAAGUUUUCACGGCCGUUGCCUACGGGGGUACGUUAGUUAUAGCGCCACGCCAGUACCGAGGUGACGCGCUCGCUUUAACGCAGCUUGUUAUCGACGAGAAUAUUUCUUUCACUGGCGCCACACCCUCUGAAUAUCUGAAUUGGCUCACCCACGGAGACAUCUCUCGCCUGCGAACUUGUAAGUGGAACAUCGCCCUCGCGGGUGGCGAACAAGUUACGGAAUCCCUGUUGAAGCGCUUUAAUUUCCUGAAUCGACCGAGCCUGCGAUUAUUUAAUGCCUACGGGCCAACUGAAGUUACUUGUUCAUCCAACAAGACGCAAGUGUCGUAUUCACCAUCCGAUAUCAUGGCGCUGAGUGGAAAUCGAAUUGCCGCUGGUCCGCCUAAGCCGAACACCACAGUGUAUAUUCUUGACGAUAAUCUUCAGCCACUUCCCGUGGGGAUGUCAGGCCAAAUUGCAGUCAGCGGAGCCGGCGUCUCGGCCGGAUACAUCAAUGACGAUAAAUUGACACGCGAGAAGUUUGUAGUCGAUCCAAUCAAUUCAGACGGCAACUCCCCAACUCGCAUGUAUCUUACUGGCGAUGUCGGAAGAUGGCGACAGGACGGAACUCUGGUUGUUGAAGGCCGGAUUGCUGGGGACACCCAAAUCAAACUGCGAGGUCUCCGGAUUGAUCUCCAGGAUAUCGAACGAGCAAUUAUGGAUGUGUCAAGCGAUGCUUUGACGAAUGCGGCCGUUUCUUUGCGCAGCGCCAAUGACUCCGAGGUGGACUUUCUGGUUGCCUAUGUCGUAUUCUCAAAUUCAUACCCAGACGAGAAACGUGACGAAUAUUUGAGUAAGGUCCCGUCAAUGCUUCCACUGCCCCAAUAUAUGUGGCCGGCAGCGGUGGUCGCUAUUGAGGAGCUACCCAUGAAUUUGUCGAUGAAGAUGGACAGGGGAUAUCUCAAUGCUCUCCCCUUGUCCGCGGGCAACUGGCCCCAUCAUCCAGUGGGCCAAGGAAAUCUUACUGCAACAGAGCAGAAGUUGCACAACACCUGGAAAAAGGUGAUCCCAAGAGAUAUUGCUCGGCAGAGUAUCUCAAGUGACACAGAUUUCUUUCUAGUUGGAGGCUCUUCCCUACUGCUCUUGCACCUGCAGGCAAGAAUUCGCGAUGAUUUUGGGACUACUCUGCCAUUGAUCCAAUUGUUCCAAGCCAGCACAUUGCGCCUUAUGGCGGGAAAAAUUGAAUUCAAUCACUCUUCCACGGUACUUGAGCAUAUCGACUGGGAGCGUGAAUCUUACCCAAGUCCGGAUAUCCAGAUUCAAGCCUCUUCUGUGGCUCGCUCAGUGACAUAUCCCGCUAGAGUAGUGGUGCUAACCGGCGCCACUGGGUACGUUGGAACCGGCUUGCUGCGGGCCUUGCAAGAUGACACUAACAUCACCACCAUCCAUUGCAUCGCUGUCAGAGGCGGCAAAGACCGGGAUCUGCCCAAGGGCUCUUCCAGCAAGGUCCUCAUUUUCGACGGAGAUCUCACUCAGCCGAAGUUGGGACUUUCCGACGCGGAAGCUGAUAGAAUUUUCAACACAGCAGACGCAAUCAUACACAAUGGGGCCGAUGUUUCUCAUCUCAAGUCCUACCGCAGUCUGAAGGCUGCAAAUUUUGAGGCUACUUCAGAGCUCAUCCAUUUGGCCCUGGGCCGUCACAUACCCUUCCACUUUGUCUCCACUGCGGGCGUGACCUUCUUUACCCAGCGAGCCGUCUUUGGAGAGGAGUCCGUGUCGUCUUACCCGCCGCCUGCAGAUGGGCUUGACGGGUACACAUCUUCCAAAUGGGCGAGUGAACGUUAUCUUGAGAAGAUUCAUGACCGGUUCGGACUCCCAAUUACGAUUUAUCGGCCAAGCAGUAUCUCCCAUGAGGAUGACACGGAAACUCUCGAGCUGAUGCCGAACCUUCUCCGCCUCUCCCGAACACUGAAGGCAGUACCGGUCUCACCUCAACUCUGCGGUAGUUUGAACGUCGUUGCACUAGAAACAGUUGUUGGCGGGAUCAUGAAUGAACUUCGCUUGUCCCCGUCGGGUUCGAACCCAAAAUUCAAAUAUGCCAAUCUGAUUGGGAGUUCUGACAUUCCUUUCUCGGAGUUAAAGGAAUAUAUUGAGAGGGAGACGGGAGUUGAAGCCCAGGUUCUCCCCCCUGCCGAAUGGGCGAAGAGAGCAGAGAGACUGGGUCUUCCAGCUGUGGUCGCGGCGUUUUUUGCAAAUCUUGAGAAAAGCGACGCCGUGGUUUUUCCUAGGCUUACACAUGGGCUCUGA
Molecule: messenger RNA, 11823 nt
Organism: Penicillium mononematosum
Lineage: Eukaryota; Fungi; Ascomycota; Eurotiomycetes; Eurotiales; Aspergillaceae
Product: polyketide synthase/peptide synthetase
Exons: 6
Coding region: 1-11823 (3940 amino acids)
Biological process (GO): secondary metabolite biosynthetic process; fatty acid biosynthetic process
Molecular function (GO): 3-oxoacyl-[acyl-carrier-protein] synthase activity; phosphopantetheine binding; fatty acid synthase activity
Source: RefSeq, a predicted model, not a curated record